CUACACAUUGAAGUAAUUUAGUAAGCAGACGACCCCCGAUUCACUUGAAACACCCAUCUCCGAUUGAAUUGAAUCUUGAAAUUUGAUUAUGGUGCUGUGAUUGUGUGCGCUAAAAUCAAGGAAGCGUCUUAUGUGUGAUGUGGUGAAGUUUGGUGAGGUGUGAGUGCGGUGUCGUGGCGGGUGGGUAGUGAGCGCAUGCAGGGGCGCGCGGGCGCAGGUCCGGGCGGGCAUCGCACUCUCCCGCGCGCCCUCCCACCUCCGGUCCUGCCGCCGCCGCCACAGUUCGCUUCCGAGGAAGACGAGAUGCCGGCCAAUCAAAUUGCACAGGUAAUCGCGCUAAUAUGUGGCUUGCUGGUUGUAAUCCUGAUGGUGCUUGGACUGGCAUCAGCGGACUGGCUAAUGGCGGCCGGCUGGCGUCAGGGGCUUUUUAUGCACUGCAUCGACCCAAUCGCACCAACACCCUUGCCCUUCGACAUUAUAGCUCAGCCGGGAUGCUACGCCGCGAGACCAGCCCCAUACAUCAAGGCCGCGGCUGGUUUGUGCGUGGCGACGCUAGCGGCGGAUGUGUGCGGGGCUCUGUUGACCGGGCUCGGACUGCGCUCCACUGAUCACCGCACUAAGUUUCGGUACUACCGUUUCGCAGUGCUCGCUAUGGCCCUUGCACUGAUGUGCAUUUUGAUAGCAUUAGUCAUCUACCCGGUUUGCUUUGCGGCCGAAUUAAAUCUGGGUAACCGGUCAGUAUGGGAGUUCGGUUGGGCGUACGGAGUGGGGUGGGGAGCCGCCAUAUUCCUGUUCGGGGCCGUAGUGCUUCUGCUCUGCGACAAGGAGAGCGAGGAGCUUUAUUAUAAGGAACGGAAAGUGGUGAGCGUGGAGGGCGGCGGACGCCCCUAGGGUUGCGGGCGCCUGCCCGACCUCGUGCCGUGAGCGCGCGUCUAGUGCGCACGCACACGCGCGCCCGUGACGCGGCUCGACGCACACGCACACACGCACGCCACGCCGCGCGGCCGACGCACGCGAUCCCAUAGCCUUUUGAACGACAUUGCCGCCUGUACUCUACCACUGAACAAAUGCCAUAGAUACUAAGGAUCCUAUUAAAAAAAAAACAGAUUAACUUUAUGUCGAAAUUUAAACUUUUUAGUAUUUUGAUUUAAUUUGUUAACAUGGAGCGCACUAACGCCGUGUCAUUCAAAAGGUAUAAAGCAGUCGCUUCGUCACUGAAGUACUACUAUAUUAUUAUUAGUAUUAUUAUUGCCGAUCGAAAUGUUUAACCCUGGAUUUUUUAAGAAUUAUUUUGAUAUGCGCUUCCGCUGAAUUUAUCGGUUUAAAGCGAAGAUACGAAUUCCGUCGUGUUGAGUACAUUGGGCUCGUCUCAUCGUGUUGCGGAUUUCUGAAAGCGAUUGUCACGAAAGAUCUGAUUCGAGUAAAGAAAAUUAAUGUUAGUUUUUGAAUGUGUAGUUUUUUUGUGAGGAAAAUUAAUAGAAGGUUUUGGACGACGUCUGUUCUGCUUGUUAUAAUUUGUAAAUAAAAAAUCAAUAGGCUGAGUUUACGCA
Messenger RNA from Bombyx mandarina (wild silkworm), 1550 nucleotides. RefSeq lists its product as uncharacterized. Gene Ontology annotation, cellular component: cell-cell junction. NCBI's taxonomy places the organism in Eukaryota, Metazoa, Arthropoda, Insecta, Lepidoptera, Bombycidae. The record is from RefSeq and is a predicted model, not a curated record. Gene Ontology annotation, biological process: cell-cell adhesion.